Penicillium argentinense is the source of this 714-nucleotide messenger RNA. RefSeq names its product HCNGP domain-containing protein. Bases 1 to 714 code for a protein of 237 amino acids. Gene Ontology annotation, cellular component: nucleus. Gene Ontology annotation, biological process: regulation of DNA-templated transcription. The transcript has 3 exons. The record is from RefSeq and is a predicted model, not a curated record. NCBI's taxonomy places the organism in Eukaryota, Fungi, Ascomycota, Eurotiomycetes, Eurotiales, Aspergillaceae.
AUGCAAGGUCUAGUUGCUUAUGACAGCAGCAGUGAAGAUGAAGAGACGAAAACGUCACUUCAGUCGAAGGGCACAGAGAAGCCCGACGGUGCACCCGCGCAAAUCGAUCACGAUCCAGGCAAAGACAGGGUAUCUGAUGCCUCCGUGCAAAAUCAGCUACACCUAAACUAUUUCGCCAGGGAACCCCCCCGUGGCCCUGUUCUCGGCCCUGCAUCCGGACCAGCACCUCUCGACAGAGCGCAAUCGCCGGACGGACAACCCCAUAGCGGCCGCGCUUCGCCAUUUUCAACAUCACGGACCUUAAUCCACGAUCUUACACUCCCGCCUAUUCCUAACCUAGACAUUCCACCGUCUCCUCCUGGGUCUCCGGACCCCGCUGCCAACGCCAAGUUCGAGCAUUUUCUUUCACUCAAGAAACAAGGCGUUCACUUCAACUCGAAGCUGGCUAGUUCAUCAUCUCUCAAAAACCCCAGCUUGUUGGUUAAAAUGAUGGAACAUGCCGGAAUCGACGAACAAUCACAAUACAAGACAUCUCUAUCUUCCGAUUUAUGGGCUACUACCAACCUACCCCGGUGGGGCUUUAAGGAAGAGCUUCGCAAAACCCAGCAAGUCGCACGUCAAAAACUCGAAGAGAUAAAGUCGUCUGGGCAGAGAUCCUCGAUUGACUUUGUUUCCGGCUCGGGUGCGGAUAUGAAGAGACGAGCCAACCCAUGA